Recurvomyces mirabilis is the source of this 3636-nucleotide messenger RNA. It is a transcript of the gene ELP1, whose product is annotated as putative elongator complex protein 1. The record is from RefSeq and is a predicted model, not a curated record. Bases 1 to 3636 code for a protein of 1211 amino acids. Gene Ontology annotation, cellular component: cytosol; elongator holoenzyme complex. Gene Ontology annotation, biological process: tRNA wobble base 5-methoxycarbonylmethyl-2-thiouridinylation. NCBI's taxonomy places the organism in Eukaryota, Fungi, Ascomycota, Dothideomycetes, Mycosphaerellales, Teratosphaeriaceae. Gene Ontology annotation, molecular function: tRNA binding. The transcript has a single exon.
AUGCGGAAUCUUAAACGGAUCCAGGAGAGCACUUUGAAGUUCGAAGGCAUAUCGGCCAUUGCUUAUGACCUCGAAGAUCUGGUUAUUGCCUUCGGACCUUCACAUGCAUCACCUUCGAUCACACUAAAACGACUUGGUCGAAGUGCGACGAGCGUGGAGGAUGCUUCCACAAUAGCCUCAUGGGAUGCCACCUCAGAUGACUACAUACUGGAUAUUCACUGCUUCCCUGAUGCGCAGAUAAUUUCUGUGAUUCUGGCUGGAGGCGACAUCAUCACUGUGAAGCAGGACGCUGCGGAAGAUCAGAUUGAGAUCCUCGGUUCUGUGGAUGCUGGUAUUGCUGCCGUGGCAUGGAGUCCUGACGAGGAGCUUGUAGCUAUUGCCACCAAAGCAGAAACUCUUCUGUUCAUGACGAGAGACUUCGAUCUCGUCUCGGAUGCCACAUUUUCGCUAGACGAUAUCAAAGUCUCCGACCAUGUCUCUGUCGGGUGGGGCAAGAAGGAGACGCAGUUUAAAGGCCGUGGAGUCGCAAAGACAUUGCGUGAUCCUACUAUGCCCGAACAUGUGGACGAAGGAUCGAUCGAUGUGAAGGACGAUCUUUCAGUAACACUUUCAUGGCGCGGCGACGGUCAAUAUUUGGCCACGAAUAGCGUUAUAGAGAGUGAGCCGAGGCGGCGCAUGAUCAGAGUGUUCAGUCGUGAAGGUGUGCUUGAAAGCGUGUCAGAGCCAGUGAAUGGGCUGGAAAGUGCCUUGAGCUGGAGGCCUAGCGGCCAGACUAUAGCUGGAGUGAGAAAGGUUGGCUCAAGCGUCGACGUUGUGCUGUUUGAACGCAAUGGUCUCCGACAUGGCGAGUUCAGUCUCAGAUUGAGUCCAGACCAAGUAGAUGUCGUCGGAAAGAACACUCAGCUAUCUUGGAACCAGGACUCAUCUGUGCUCGCCGUUGUCCUGGCUGAUCGAGUACAAUUGUGGACCACAGGCAACUAUCACUGGUACCUGAAGCAGGAGAUUCAAGCAAGUCACAAGGCCUGCCAGCCACAAGUUGCAUGGCAUCCCGAGCAUCCGUUGCAGCUUUCUGUGUUCGAUCACGGCGAGCUCGUUAGACAGCGAUACACCACCGCAGUUGCGCGCGGGCCCGUCAUUGCACCUCAUGACCAUGGUUUGGUGGCAGUCAUUGAUGGUACAGAUCUGAAGAUAACACCACUGCGCACUGCGAAUAUACCACCACCAAUGGCCCAAGAUGAGAUCAAGUUACCAGACUGCGCAAACGAUGUUGCCUUUGAUCAGGACGAAGAUGAAACCCUGGUCCAGGUCUUGUUUGCCAAUGGCUCAACUUCCAGUUGGAAAUAUGUUCACAGCACCAAACAUACAGACCGAGCUACAGCCGUAUCAAAUGGGACUCGUGAUGCUGUGACCAAUGGGGACAACAUCUCCGCACUUGAACUGCACUAUCACGCAGAAGAAACUCUGCCUCAUGGACUGGGCGAAGUCUCGCUGUCGGAGAGCGGGCUUCUUCAGGUUGCUGGUCUGGCUAACAUACGAGUACCAGGAGUCACCUCUUACAUAGCCACGGAUCUAUAUCUGAUUUUCACUACCAGUAACCAUCUCCUCAAGUUCAUACAUUUGAGCGAAGAAGGCGAGCUGCAGAUACCGCUAGACGAGCCAGAGAAAGACGAAAGAUGCAGAAGCAUCGAGAGAGGAGCGAAGAUUGUUACAGUCAUGCCCAGUGCGUACUCGUUGGUCUUACAAAUGCCAAGAGGUAAUCUUGAGACAAUCUACCCUCGAGCAUUAAUCCUGACCGGUAUUCGGCAAGCUAUCGGCGGGCGGCAGUACAAGAAGGCCUUCUCGAUAUGCAGAGCGCACCGGGUUGACAUGAAUAUACUGCAUGACUAUGCUCCGGAUCAAUUCAUGGAAAACAUACCGCUGUUUCUGAAGCAGAUCAAGAACCCGGCACACGUCGAUCUUUUCUUGAGUUCGUUGUCGGACGAGGAUGUCACUCAGACAAUCUACAAGGAGACUUUACAGCAGCAAGACAGCCAGCCGACUACGAAUGGCCAUUUUUCCAAGGAUCGGAAGCCAGGCACAUCUGCUGUGGCGUCUUUGUCGAAGGUGAACGGGAUAUGCGAAGCUUUUCACAAUGUCCUGCGACAGCAAAAAACGCCAUCGCUGCAGAACAUAAUCACAGCGCACGUCUGCAAGAAUCCACCUGACCUCGAAGCUGGCCUUGCACUAAUCUCGGACCUCCGCCGAGCAGAGGACCAAGAUCAUCUGGAGCAAGCUGUCGAACACAUCUCAUUCUUGUCGGACGUGAACCAAUUGUACGAUACUGCGCUUGGCUUGUAUGAUUUGGAGGUCACGCUUCUUGUGGCACAGCAGUCUCAGAAGGAUCCAAGAGAGUAUCUUCCGUAUCUGCAGAAGCUGCAAGAUAUGCCAGACAUGAGACGUCAGUAUACAAUUGACGAUGAUCUUCGCAGAUAUGAGAAGGCACUAUCACAUCUUCAUGCGCUUGGAGACUUUGUGGGCCUCAAAAAGUACAUGGUGAAGCACGAUCUGUACACGGCCGCCAUGGAACUCUUCCGGUAUGAUGCUGGCAGGCUUGGCGAGAUCAUUCUAUUGCAGGCAGAGUACUUCAGUAGCCGCAACAGGUAUGCAGAAGCCGGUGUGGCUUAUGAGUAUGUGCAAGAGUAUACUUCAGCAUACGAGGCCUAUAGAUCAGCAGGUAUGUGGCGCGAGUGCUUGUCCAGUGCUGCACUGGUCCCUAUUUCGGAAGAAGUGAUGUCAAGCCUAGCAUAUGAUGUGGCUUCCAAUUUGGAAGAGGCAAAAGACUUCUCUGCGGCUGCUACAGUGCAGCUGGAUUACAUGAAGGAUCUUGCAGCAGCAAUGAGGUUGCUCUGUCGAGGUUUCCAGUUCUCUGAGGCGUUGCGCCUGGCGGCUUUGCACCGCAAGCAGGAGCUACUGCCAUCCAUCCUUGAUCCAGGACUUAUCGAAGCUUCUGCAACCAUGACUGAGAUGUUAGCAGAGAUGAAGUCACAGCUGAGGGCGCAAGCGCCACGCUUACAAGAGCUGAGACAGAAGAAGGCUGAGGAUCCGAUGGCUUUCCUUGAUGGCGCUGAUGGCGGUGACGAUGACAUACCCGAUAAUUUGUCGCUCGCACCCACGAAUGCUUCGACCACUGGUACGUUCAUGACCAGAUAUACGAACCAAAGCACCGGCACCCUGGCUACAAAUGCCACGCGCAAGACGUCGAAGAACAAGAGACGAGAAGAGCGGAAGCGAGCAAGAGGUAAGAAGGGCACAGUGUACGAAGAGGAGUACUUGGUCAACUCAAUUACAAGGCUUGUUGAGAGGCUUAAUGAUACGAGUGCCGACAUUUCGCGGCUGAUAGAUGGCUUGCUUCGCCGAGCGAUGCGAGAACGAGCUCUUGCCGUGGACAAGGCCAUGGUUGAUGUAGUGGAGGCCUGCAGAGGUAGUCUCAAUGAGACAUUUGCGUCGGGGAUGCCAUCGUCUGGUAGCGAAGACCAGCAUGGUGAGGUAAGGCCGCAAGGUGGGCAAGGAGUACUGUGGGAUGCUCUUGUAUCGUCUGGUCAUGGACGGUCAGCACCAGUGCUCAAGGCAUAUCAGCAGUCAUCUCUACUAGUAUAG